Molecule: messenger RNA, 2322 nt
Organism: Ceutorhynchus assimilis (cabbage seed weevil)
Lineage: Eukaryota; Metazoa; Arthropoda; Insecta; Coleoptera; Curculionidae
Source: the annotation of a GenBank genome assembly
GCGACUCUCCUGCGACUUCCUGGGUUUUCGAUAAAAAUUUUCGUCGAGGCGCGAAAAUACGAAAGCAGGAAACAUCGAAAUAAUGUAAUAAUGAACAACGUGGGUGAGUCCUAAAAAGAAAGACGAUUUUUGAAUUGUGUCAAUGGAAAAUGGAUACAGUUAUGAAAUAAUUAAUAAUAACAUUUCCCCAUUGCAUUGAACUAUGACAUGAUCUCAGCAUACAACAUCAGCGCCCUUACGUCAGAUGUCAACGCAACGACGACCAUCAGCUACAGCUACUUGUAUCCAGCGUCUGAUGCCAGUAACGGUACCAACUCGACCGCGUUCGGAAAUAAUUCCAGCUACAAUGGUACCAUUAUCGAGUACGGUAGCUCGGUGUUUCCUAGCUAUAUAAGAACUACUUCGAUGAAAAAUGAUGAUGAGGAACAAAAUCGUGACACUGACAGUGAUAGUUUGAAUGAAGCAAGUGAAAAUGCUGAAAGUCAUAAUGCUGAAGAUGAAGAAAAUGAAAAUGCAGAAAGUCAUAACGCUGAAGAUGAAAAAAGUGAAAAUGCAGAAAGUCAAAAUGCUGAAGAUGUUGAAAGUAAAGCAGUUCCCUUUGUUGAACUGACAGUGGCCCACGCCUCAGUACUGACUAUUUUAGCUAUAAGUUUCGAAAGGUAUUACGCCAUAUGCAAACCAUUAAAAGCUGGUUACAUUUGCACCAAAGCCAGAGCUUCUCUGAUAUGCUUACUAGCUUGGUUUAUUGCUGCCGUAUUUACUAGUCCCAUACUUGGCAUAGCCGAAUUCAAACUAGUGGACUACUUUGACGGAACAAAAGUAACAGCCUGUCACACGUUAGCUAACACUUUCUGGUCCGCCCUGUACUUCCUCAGCAGUAUUUUCCUAUUUUUCAUAGUUCCUCUUGUCGUGCUUCUUGUACUGUACUGCAUCAUAGCUAAAAAUCUCAUCUAUAACGCCGCCAGUUUAGUUUUGAACAAACACAUUGACAAUUACUCGAUGCGAGCGAGACGACAAGUGAUUCUGAUGCUUGGUACCGUGGUACUGAGUUUCUUUUUGUGCCUGAUACCGUUCAGGGUGUUCACUUUGUGGAUUAUAAUAGUACCAGAGGAAAGCGUUAUGAAUCUAGGCAUGGAACGAUAUUACAAUAUUUUAUACUUUUGUAGAAUAAUGGUGUAUUUGAACUCGGCAGUUAACCCGAUUCUGUACAAUCUUAUGAGCUCGAAAUUCAGAACGGGCUUCGUGAUAUGCUCGGAAACUAGACGCAAACUGUUUUCGGGCUCCGGACAACAUUCCAGCUCUAGAAGUAGUACUUUUCGUACCAGCCACGAAGGCUACAGGGUUUGUUACAGGCCGAAAAACUGCUCGGUGCUCAUUAAAACUUCUACAGAUUCGUCCGACACAAGGAGUUUGGAUUCUAAUAAAGGAAAAUCAGUGGCUUGUGUUCACGAAGAAUGUUCAAGGGUUAAUGUGAAUAUAUUUACUGAUAGAGUUAUUAUUUGUCAUAAGCAGGCUAAUAAUGGGGGGAAUCCAAUUCUUGCCAUAACCCAAUACGGCCCAGAAGAAUAUUUCGAUGGUUCCCUGGUAUUCGUCUGCUUCAGCAUGGUCGUCGACAUAAUGCCUUGCAUAUUUUUCAUUGGUUCAGUUGUAAUUUUCUUCAUUUUUCCCUUAGCCAUUCUGAUAUGUGUUUACGCUCUGAUCGCAAGGACUUUAAUGGCACAUCCUACAAAUUUGGUGGCUCUCAAUAAUAAAAGCAUCUCAAUACCAAAUCAGAGCGUAAUAAAAUACCGAAAACAAGUCAUGAUGAUGCUGGGCACGGUCGUCAUAGCAUUUUUCGUUUGCCUCCUGCCUUUUCGGGCUUUAACUUUGUGGAUUAUCAUCAGCCCGCCGGGCACAAGUUUUCAAAUCGGUUUCGAAACUUACUACAACAUACUUUACUUUUCCAGGAUAAUGUUUCACAUAAAUUCAGCAGUGAAUCCGAUUUUGUACAACAUAAUGAGCUCCAAGUUUAGGGGUGGGUUUUUCAAGUUGUGCGGCAUCAGGAAUUUGAGGAGACAGUUUAGGAAGACUGAAAUUAUUAGGAAGAGUACUACUAGUUCCACAACUCCGAGUACUCAGCCUACUUCUGAGAGUGGUUUGAGGAGUUUGAGGGCUCAAUCAAGUUUGAGAGAAGUCAAGGAAAAGCCAAAAUUGGAAGAGCUUUCAGCCGAACAAACAAAAAAAUCCACUUUAACAAAAAAUGUCUACAUUAGAGCUCCACUGCAAAUUGUUGGAAGUGUGGCCGGUCAAAAAAUAAGUACCGGUGCAGAAAUUUACGUUUAG